Molecule: messenger RNA, 3989 nt
Organism: Ahaetulla prasina
Lineage: Eukaryota; Metazoa; Chordata; Lepidosauria; Squamata; Colubridae
Gene: MMADHC
Product: metabolism of cobalamin associated D
Exons: 8
Coding region: 579-1487 (302 amino acids)
Biological process (GO): cobalamin metabolic process
Cellular component (GO): mitochondrion
Source: RefSeq, a predicted model, not a curated record
UUUUUAUUUCUUUUUCCCCCGGACGCUUCCUUUCCCUGCCCCCCCAAACGGGCUCCUUUUCUCUUCUCGAAUCCUUCAGCCCCAUGAUUCCGGCGGCCCGGCUUGUCUUGCCAGGCUGCGAAAUGCCCCUUCUUUCUAAACUAUCGCCGCCCUAAGAAACUCUGCUGUUUCUCACUAGGGACUAGCCACUUGGGUUCCCCAACCUCGGUCUCACCCGGAAUUCUCAAAUUAGCUCUCCCUCUAUAAAUUGGGUGGCCCGAUUCACUCGAACCGCCGUCCAGUGCUUUGCCUUUAUUGGCGUAACUUCUGGCAGGGGAAUCACUUGUGUGGAGUGUUGGGAUUGCCGGCGGUUUAGGGAGCGCCUCGCCUAAGAAGAAGAGUAAAGAGAUCCCGAGACGGUCUCCUUUUUCGGGAGGCGGCUCCGUGGACAGCCCCGCACUUUUCUUCGGAAGUGCCAGCCAGCCAGCCUGGGAGAGCCUCGCCUCGGAGAUGGUUUACUGCGAGAUACUCGGGGGCUGUGGAUUAUGGGAGUUGCCGCCCUGCAGGCCCGGAGGAUCGCAGGUCGAGGGUUUCUUUAAAUGAAUAAGAGCAUGGAAAUGGCAACUGUACUUUGUAACAGAGCUAGACUGGUGACAUACCUGCCUGGAUUUUAUUCUUUGGUUAGAAGGGUUAUAACUCCCAAGACUUUUUCCACAGCAGGAUCCUCUGGCUCAGAUGAGCCUUCUGUUGCUGCUGCACCUCCUGACAUAUGUCCAAAAACUGUGUGGCCAGAUGAAGUGAUGGGACCUUUUGGCCCCCAGGACCAAAGAUUUCAACUACCUGGUAAUAUAGGUUUUGACUGCCACCUAAGUGGGACGGCACUUCAGAAGACGAGACAGGUUCAUAAAAAAAUGCCUGAUCUACUAAUGGAACCCUUGGCAAGUGAAAGGCAUGAAUUUGUGAUGGCCCAGUACGUCAACGAGUUCCAGGGUAAUAAUGCUGUUCAUAAACAAGACAUUGCAGACGCCAAAAGUUACUUUGAAACUGCCAAAGUAGAAUGUGCGAUACAAGCAUGCCCAGAACUGUUGCGCAAAGAUUUUGAGUCUAUGUUUCCAGAUGUGGUUUCCAAUAAUAUAACAGUACUAACAGUAACGCAAAAAACUGUAAAUGAUAUGACUGGAUGGAGCGAAGAGGUAGAAAAUGAGCGAGAAGGCCUCAUUGAAAAUUUUAUCAACGGUGCUAAGGAAAUUUGCUGCGCUUUGUCUUCUGAAGGUUACUGGGCAGACUUUAUUGAUCCGACAUCAGGAUUAGCAUUCUUUGGCCCUUACACAAACAACACUCUUUUUGAAACUGAUGAACGCUAUCACCAGUUAGGAUUUCUUGUGGAAGACCUAGGCUGCUGUAAAGUUAUUCGGCAUAAUCUAUGGGGAACUCACGUUCUAGUUGGAAGCAUAUUUACCAACGCUACCCCUGACAGCCCUAUCAUGAAGAAACUGCGUGGGAAUUAAUAGCACCUUUUCACUAGAAGUUGGUUAAUAAACAUUGUUAGCAGUAGAUAGAUUAAGUAAUGCUGAUUUAUAGAUAGGAAAAGUUCUAUUAUUUAUUCUAGGUUUUGUAGUGUAUGAUUUAUAUACUAAUGCAACAUUUUAUUUUUGAGAUCACAUGUGCGUGCAUGCACACACAUACAUAUGUCUCUGAAAUCCUGAGCUCAUUCAUGGAAAUGAAAUGAAACACCCUCAGCAAUUUUAUUUGAGAGUACAGAUCCUCAACACUCUCACCUUUGGUUACACAUCUUCGGUUAUAACCUUGAAGAAGAAAAUGUGGUUGCACAAUUGUCUCAGUUAAAAAAAAAACUAUCUCAACUAUCUUCAUUUUUACCAGAACCAGUAUUAUAUGUUGUUUGAAUAUUACCAAAAUAGCUCAGCUGGAUUAUUGAAAAAUUGUGAUCCACUUGGAUUUCUUGCAACUGAUGAUAAAACAUAAAGCAGCACAACACUACUGUGUGUUAGGAUGCAAAGUCUGAGGUGCAAUUCAACCUCUUGAAUCUAGCUUGCCACAUUGUGGCUCGCUUCUUGAAAUACAAGUAUACCUUGAAUUCUUUUAGCAAAUAAUUAUCAUCUCUUGAGACAUUACAGGAGGUCACAGAUAGCUGUUUCGUUUCUCUAACUACACGGUAGAUUGCAUUGCCUGAUGCAUCAGUUUAUAUUGAAUAUCUUUAGUAGUAGGGUGUCUCAGGUUAACAUUCCUUAGCUGGAUUUGGGUGGUUGUAUCAGUUGACUACAACAGCUGUCAGUGAGCUGCUACAACAAUUCAUGGUUACAUUGAUGUGCAACAUGGCUGGAGAGUAAUGUAUGGUAUUGAUCUUCGUAUAUGUUCUGUCCCCCUCCUCAGUCCGGGAGACACGAGUGAUGGCUUAAUUAGCAGGCAACUAUCAGCUCUGGCAGCAAACUAGCGAGCAUCUGCCAAGUGUCUCUGUUAUCUCUCUUGUUGCCAAUGAGUCAACCAGGAAACCAGGAACAAACAGGACUUCAGCUCUAAUUAUCUCCCUCUAAGCAGUUGAUUUGGUUGCCACGAAGUGGUGUAGCACCCCUUGCUGCUUUUAUAUCCUGUGGGGUAUGGCUCCAUGACUCAGCACUUCCUAGGCCUGCCCCACCCCUGCUUCUGUUGUUCCCACCUCUCCUGCCUACGAAACCUAGGGUCCAGCCAGGCCUGAUUGCCAUCAGCCGGGUCUGGAGGCGUGGCCUGGGGGGGGAAGAGUCAGGGGAUGGAGGCCUCGUUAUCUCCUCCACCUGGCCUGCCUCUGGCUCCUGGAGCUGAGCCAGGGAAGCCGGUGCUCCAGAGGUAAGUCCUGAUGGCCCUUCUCCCUCACUUUCCGAGUCACUUUCUGGCAGGGGGCCCGGCUCGGGGGCGCAGACAUAACAGUAUAUGUGUAAAUGUAUCUUUUGAAAUUUUUUCUUUGUGAUUUUGUUUACAAUAGUUGAAGAUGCUACAUACGAACAAACACUUCUAUAGGCUAAAGCUUGGUUUAUGGAUGCUGUAAAAUAAGAAAAUGGUAAAUUAUCUGAUUGGGCUGGGCAUUUUAUAUUGAAAAUGACGAUUAAAAUGUUUUAAAUGCAUCUACUGUAUGGAACAGCAAGCAACAUCCACUUACGCGGCAGAUCUUUCCUGCCUGACUUCCUUCGACACCUUCGAAGAGUGAAACUAGAUUGAGGUAGUUUGUUCACUGUUGGAGGCCAUUCCAAUAAUGGGGUGAAGAAAUCUUUCUUGUGCCCACUUGGUUAAGGAGUAAAAACAAAUCGGAAAAUAGAAUUUGUUUCCGUGAAAUUCUUACAUGGGAAGAUUUUAAUUUUCUGUCAGACCACUCAACUGGCAGCGUCUUUGAUCACUUCAUUUUGCUGAGGGCCUCAACCUGCCUUCAAUUUCUUAGCAACCAGUUAUAGUAAAAUUGUUCCAGAUAUUGCAUUAAGAAUAAUUUGAAUUAGUUUGGCAUCUUUUAAACCACAUUCUAGGGCAGUUGUGUAUUGUUACUGAUUGUAGCAUUGUGGGAAGCUGACCUUGGGAGCAGUGGUAUUGUGCAAUUAUGCUCAUUUGCCUUUAAGGGGGGAAAGGCUCUGCAGGAAGGAAAGAUCUGGAUUUUUUUCUUAUUUUUCUUUCGUAUUUAUGUGGAUAAGAUAGACAAGAAAAGGAAAGGUAUCACAUUUCAAAUCAGUUGCUGGAAGAUGAUCAAGAAAAAGCAAAUCUUUGCCAAUAUCAAAUUUUUAGAGCUAUCAGUUUCUGAAGAUAAACUUUAAUUUAUUUUUAUUUUAUUUUAGAACUAUUGGCAGGUUGCUAUUGAGACAGCUUUAUGAACUGUAAAUUUAGGUAUAAUUUGAAAUCUGUUAUAUGUACACCUAUUUUUAUACUGAAUAAAUGCUGGAACAAAAAAUGAUGUAAAUAUUCAUUAGUCCUGACAUAAUUUCUAAGUUGUAUAUUGGAACUAAUUUAAGAAAUAAAGUAGGAAUUCAAUAUUG